Molecule: messenger RNA, 810 nt
Organism: Bemisia tabaci
Lineage: Eukaryota; Metazoa; Arthropoda; Insecta; Hemiptera; Aleyrodidae
Source: RefSeq, a predicted model, not a curated record
GUGACUUGUUGUUUGUUGUUAUAAGUUUUCGCUAUCCUAUUAUCCUAAUCACAGUGCUGUGUUCUUGUUUGAGCUUAUCGAAAAAGAAUGUCUAGGCCAUAUUGUUUCGUUCCGCAAUGUUGCAACACGAAAAUCUCAACUCCUGAGAAGCUUUUCUUCCGUCUACCCAACGGGCCGAUCCGAGACAAAUGGUGCAAAAUCGUGCGUCGAGAUAAAGUGUCUCAAACAAGCAAACUUUGGUGCUGUGGAGACCAUUUCAUACUUGAAGAGGAUGUGGAAGACUGGACAAGGUUUAAUAUCUUAAAUGCGGCGGGCAAAGAUAAUUUCCGACUGAAAUUGAAGAAAGGUGUUGUUCCCCAUAUUUUUGAUUGCCAGCCAGAUCGAGUGCAAGCCCAUUCUCAGGAGCUAAGGUCUGCCUUUCGAAAGCGCCAAAUACUAAGUGAGCUCAAGGAUGUCAAUUGGGAUACGAAUGCACGCAAGAACCUUGAGCCAAUUUCCAGUCAUGAAAGUCAAGCUGAACUUGUGCGGGCCUCUGAUGAUAUCCCUGCCUCAAAAUUACCUGCAGUAGCACAAGCAAUGGCAACCCAAACUGAUGGAGGAGUUCUGGAGGAAAACCUGUGGUCGAUUAAUGAAGUUGCAGCCCCAGAACUGCCACCAGCAGAUCCUGUGUCCUCUCCAACUCCUCUUGAACACUCGCAGCUGUCAAGUGGUUCAUCUUUCAUGAGUUCCUCUUUCAACCACUCUGUUCUUGCUGACGCAGCAUGCCAGGUAACUUGCAUUGACAAUAGCAUUUAAUAUCUUUUCAGCUUC